Molecule: messenger RNA, 2604 nt
Organism: Melitaea cinxia (Glanville fritillary)
Lineage: Eukaryota; Metazoa; Arthropoda; Insecta; Lepidoptera; Nymphalidae
Product: nucleolar protein 12
Exons: 6
Coding region: 113-2521 (802 amino acids)
Molecular function (GO): mRNA binding
Source: RefSeq, a predicted model, not a curated record
UCGUACAAAGUCACCGGUGUUCUCACAAUGUGUUUUGGUAUUGUCAAAAAUACCAUGUGAGUUUAUUGUAUUUGGUGUUGAAAAUAGUUCUGUGUUAUAAAAUAAAAAUAACAUGGAUUACGUGGUAGGCAGUGUCGCUGCCUUAAUAUCAGGUAACGUAACGCCGAACCGCCCCAAGAGAUUAAAAAAAGCGGCUACACCUAUGAAACAUCAGCCCUCGCCUAACGUGACACCAAAAAGUGAGUUUGUAGACGACAGGUCUAUAUUUUUAUCACCUUCAAUGCAAAAGAAAAAGGCUAUAGUUAAAAAAUCACCUAAAAGAAUAUUCGAGAACCCAGAUUUAGAUGUUACUAAGGAAGACGAGAAGAGUGCGACCAUAACUAGCCCCAAGGCUGAUAAAGUAAAGAAGCAUCUCAAAGAAGACUUGGACGCGAAUUUUGUAGCUAGCCAAAUUAUGUUAAGUCCUAAAUCACCAAAUGAUGAACAAGAGAAAGAACCUAAAUCACCAUCAUCAAAGAAAAAAUUGAAAAUAAGUGAAGAUAAUGUUACUAAUGUGAACGACAGUCCAUCAAAAAAAAGGAAAAGGCGUAAAUCAGUCGCUGACCGAGAAAUUUUGGAAUAUCAUGAUGAAAAUAUUGCUGAAGAAAAAGAAAAUAUUGCAUCAAAUGUAAAUGCAACUGAAAGUGCGAAACCUAAAAAGAAGGCUAAAAAGCCAAAAUUGGUAUCUGAAGAGAUAGUUGAGAAGGAACCAGAUACAAACACAAAUGACGAACGAAACUUAAAAAGGAAGAAAAAAAAUAAAUCAAAUCGACCUCCAGUAGAACAAAACAUAGAAACAAUAAGUAAUGAAUUACAAUCACAAAGCCCUAAAAAGAAAAACAAAAAAAGGAAAAAUAAAAAGCAAAAAGCUAUUGACAAAGUUGAGUUUAAAAGCAAUACAAACUUGGAGGAUAUUAAUAAUAAAAAUUCAACAGAUGGUGAAACUAAAACAGAAUCAAUAAUGGAAGAUGUUAAUAAACAAUUAUCAACAACUAAAUCACAAUCUUCUAAAAAGAAAAACAAAAAGAAAAAUAAAAAGCAAAAAGCUAUUGACAAAGUUGUGUCUCAAAGCAACUCAAACUUGGAGGAUAUUCACAAUAAAGAUUCAACAGAUGAUGAAACUAAAACAGAAUCAAUAACGGAAGAUAUUAAUGAACAAUCAACAACUAAAUCACAAUCUUCUAAAAAGAAAAACAAAAAACGAAAUAACAAACAAACAUCCAAUGAUAACAUUGAAAGCGUAAAUGUAAACGCAAACGCAAUUACAAACAAAGACACCGACUCCGAACACGAGUCAGACGAUGAAAUAGAAUCGGAAGAUGAUGAAAUAAACAAAAAGUCUCUUGAAACCGCUCCCUCCGAUAGUUCCGAGAACGAAAGUGAAGAUGUAGCAAAGAAGGAAAAGAACGUGGCUAAAAGUGAAGCUAAGAAAGAAACCCACGUUGCUACAGAGGAUGAAGUUAAGAAAACAAUCUUUGUAGGCAAUGUGCCAUUUAGCAGUAAAUGUAAGAAGGAGAUUAAGAAGAUCUUCAGUGAAUACGGUCAAAUUGAAACUGUUAGAAUACGCACGAUACCAGUAAAGGACGCUAGAGUGACUCCUAAGUUAGCUGUGAUCAAGAAUGAGCUACAUCCCGACCGUAGCACUGUCAAUGUUUAUGUGAAAUAUGCUGACCCUAGCUGUGUGGACAGGGCCUUGGCAGCUAAUAAUACGGUCCUAAAUGGUAAUCAUCUGAGAGUAUCUCGUAGUGACACAACUGGCGCAGAACACGAUCCAAAGUGCGCAAUUUUUGUCGGAAAUAUACCGUUUGCUUUAGAGGAUGAAGCUCUGAGGGCUAAGUUUGAGAAAUGUGGGGAAAUCGAGUCUGUACGGAUUGUAAGAGACGCGAAAACAAAUGCUGGAAAAGGAUUUGGGUACGUGAACUUUGCUUCUAAAGAUGGCGUAGAAUUAGCGUUAGCACUCACAGAAGAAGAUCUAACGAUAAAAAACAGAAUAUUAAGAGUGAAAAGAUGUACUCAGCCUACACAGAAAAAAUUAAAUGAUAAUAAAUGUAAUAGAAACACACAAGUUUAUAAUAGUAAUGCAAAUAAUAAGUUUAAUAGAAACACGCAUGGUAAUAAUAAUAAUCCGAAUAAUAAGUUUGAUAAGAAUACACAAGGUUAUGAUAGAAAUCCGGAUAAUAAGUUUAAUAGAAAUACGCAAGGAUAUAAUAGAAAUGUUAAUCAAAAGUUCGAAGGCAAAUUUCAAGGAAAACAGAAUGACGACAGGGCAGACGGAGCUUAUAGACGUGUAAUGAAUAAAAGGAAAUAUCAGGAUGAUAACGACGGGCCUCCCAACAAACGUCAAAACACGAACCAACCGCGCAGAGAGAAGAAGGAGAGAAAAGAGUUCGUUGGAAUGACAGCGGAGAAGAAAAAGAAACAAAAGUUCAACAAGGGACAGAAGAAGAAGAAAGUGUUGAGUGAGAUUUUAACAAAGAAGUAAUUUGUGUUUUGUGUGAUAAUUUAAAUAAUUACAUAUUGUAAAUUGUUUUACAUGAAUAUUGUAUCAAUAAACUGUUAAUUUGA